CACUUUUUUCUCUAUUUCAGCAGCCAUACACAUUACAGCCACGUUACUUGACGUGUGAGACAUGUUAACUGUUAGCAUGCCAUCUUUAGCACAUAUGCUACGUGUUAGCAUACUAAUGUUUCAGGCUAGCUCUGUAGCUCAUUUUGUAUAGUUACACCUAAAACACACAGCUUCGGACACUCCGAACCAUCUUAAAAGUACGGCGGCUUCCGACGACCACUGGCCAGAAGUCCAUGGCACAGAUAGCAGGCCCAUCAAAAUUUCCGCAGGAAUAUUUUAAUUUUCGUUAUUGAACAAUUUUGUUCCCAUGAAUUUCUUUUGGUACAAAACUUGCAUUAAAUUAAACUCAAAUUUGAUUGAGAAAGUACAAAAAUGGUUUCACAUGACUUCAAAAAGUUCUAAAAGUGUUCAAAAUAAAAUCCUGCUUGUGGCCUCAAGUUAUCCAGGUCCUGUCUGUCAAAACCCACUAAUCGAUUAAUGGCAUUAUUGAAGAAGUUAAGAAAUAAUCAAUCAUAAUAAUCAGUUUAUGAUUAUUUUCCGGAGUCACUUUGAUCAGUUUCUGCCCGUUCCAUUUGACAACAUCAGUCCAUGCCUUUUGUUGUCCUGUAAAGCCCAUCGACACCGACGCUGACGUGACCAAGUGCGUCUUCUGGGACUACGAGACUGAGAGUCUGCGGGGUCGCUGGGCGACACGCGGCUGCAGGACGGUGCACGUCAGCAGCAACGCCACCACCUGCACCUGCAGCCACCUCACACACUUUGCUGUCCUCAUGUCGUCCGGGCGAGCCAACUUGGCGGCCCACCAGACAGUCCUGACCCGCAUCAGCCAGCUGGGGAUGAUCAUCUCCAUCAUCUGCCUGUCAAUGUGCAUCUUCACCUUCUGGUUCUUCAGCGGGAUCCAGAGCACCAGAACCACCAUUCACAAGAACCUGUGCUGCAGUCUUUUCAUGGCCGAGUUCAUCUUCUUGGUGGGGAUCAACAUGAACACACACAAGCUCUUCUGCUCCGUUAUUGCGGGUCUCCUGCACUAUUUCUUCUUGGCAGCCUUUGCCUGGAUGUGCAUCGAGGGCAUCCAUCUCUACUUAAUCGUGGUGGGCGUCAUCUACAACAAGGGCUUCUUGCACCGUAACUUCUACGUCUUCGGCUACGGAAGCCCGGCCGUGGUGGUCGCCAUCUCCGCCACGCUGGGCUCCAAGUAUUACGGCACUGAUAAAAUGUGUUGGCUGAGCACGGAAAAUCAUUUUAUUUGGAGUUUCAUCGGUCCCGCCUGUUUGAUCAUCCUGGUAAAUCUCCUGGCCUUUGCAGUGAUCAUCUACAAGGUGUAUCGACACACGCAGGUGAAAAAGCCUGAAAUCAGCCACUAUGAGAACAUCAGGUCGUGCGCCCGCGGUGCCAUGGCGCUGCUCUUCGUGUUGGGUGCCACCUGGGCCUUUGGAGUGUUGCACAUCCUGUAUGAGAAGACGCUGACUGCGUACCUGUUCACCAUCGCCAACGCCUUCCAGGGCAUGUUCAUCUUCAUCUUCCUCUGCGUGCUCUCCAGAUUCAAGAGGAGUAUUACAGGCUGUUCAAAAACAUCCCGUGUUGUUUUGAAUGUCUCAGAUGAAACAACCCUCACGUCCUUCACACUUUUUAUACAAUCAUCUUCUUGUCAUCAAAUUCCUCCUCAAGAGUGACAUGUACUGGAUUUAGUCACGUGUUUCAGUGUUAAAUUAAAAAUAAACAAACAAACGUCCUUUUUCUUGGAGAGGAAGAAAGAGCAAUGUCUCCAUCUAGUGGUCAUCAUCCAGUAGACACUGUACAGUAAAAAAACGAAAACUAUUUACAUGUAUAAUAGUGUUGUUUUCCUUCAAUUCGACUGAUUAUUUCUAAAAUAAUUGUGUUGUAUAAUUAUAAUUUUAGAUGUACUGUAUUUUAGCUUCAAUAAUUAUUAAUGAUGGACUUUGUUGCUAUUUGCACAAUGUCGUUUAUGUUCUGUCGCUAAAUGGCAGCACUGUACAGUCUGACAGCAUCUUCAUUUAUUUACUGUUGCACAAACAAAUACAACCAAAAA
Messenger RNA from Entelurus aequoreus (snake pipefish), 2050 nucleotides. Its product is annotated as adhesion G protein-coupled receptor L4-like. The record is from RefSeq and is a predicted model, not a curated record. Bases 771 to 1673 code for a protein of 300 amino acids. Lineage: Eukaryota; Metazoa; Chordata; Actinopteri; Syngnathiformes; Syngnathidae. Gene Ontology annotation, biological process: adenylate cyclase-activating G protein-coupled receptor signaling pathway; cell surface receptor signaling pathway. The transcript has 7 exons. Gene Ontology annotation, molecular function: G protein-coupled receptor activity. Gene Ontology annotation, cellular component: membrane.